Messenger RNA from Caenorhabditis remanei, 1116 nucleotides. RefSeq lists its product as uncharacterized. Gene Ontology annotation, biological process: protein deneddylation. Lineage: Eukaryota; Metazoa; Nematoda; Chromadorea; Rhabditida; Rhabditidae. Gene Ontology annotation, cellular component: cytoplasm; COP9 signalosome. The record is from RefSeq and is a predicted model, not a curated record. Gene Ontology annotation, molecular function: metallopeptidase activity; deNEDDylase activity; protein binding. Bases 1 to 1116 code for a protein of 371 amino acids. The transcript is spliced from 4 exons.
AUGGAAGUUGACAACGUUAAACCGUCGGGCUCAGUUCCUCAGAGAAACUGGGAAAAAGAAAACAAUGUUCAAAAUGUCGAUUCGAUUUUUGAGUACAAUAAUCAACAGCAGGUAGAGAUCAGAAAUGCGAAACCAUGGGAUAAAGAUCCACAUUACUUCAAACAGAUUAAAAUUUCGGCUAUCGCCCUUCUCAAAAUGACGAUGCAUGCUAAAAGAGGUGGAAACUUGGAAAUCAUGGGACUUUUGCAAGGAAGAAUCGACGCGAAUUCAUUCAUUAUUUUGGAUGUAUUUGCGCUUCCAGUCGAAGGAACUGAGACAAGAGUGAAUGCUCAAGCACAAGCAUACGAAUACAUGACAGUCUAUUCGGAUUUGUGUGAGACAGAAGGUCGUCAAGAGAAAGUCGUUGGUUGGUAUCACUCGCAUCCAGGAUACGGAUGUUGGCUCUCGGGAAUUGAUGUAUCAACACAGACUCUGAAUCAGAAGUUCCAAGAACCAUGGGUCGCCAUCGUCAUCGAUCCAUUGAGAACCAUGUCGGCCGGAAAAGUUGAUAUCGGAGCUUUCCGUACUUAUCCAGAAGGUUAUCGUCCACCAGAUGAUGUUCCAUCAGAGUAUCAAUCCAUUCCACUCGCAAAGAUUGAAGAUUUCGGUGUUCACUGUAAACGAUACUAUUCUCUCGAUGUGAGCUUCUUCAAAUCACAACUUGAUGCUCAUAUUCUCACUGCUUUGUGGAACAGUUACUGGAUUUCAACUCUCAGCAAUUCUCCACUCUUUUCCAAUGUGGAAUUCAUAAAUAAUCAAAUCCAUGAUAUUAAUCAAAAACUUCUGGCAGUUGAUAAGAAACUUCAAUUGAACGAGAGAAGUACCGAAGCACAAGAGGCUCUUUCGAAAGUUGUGACUGAUGCGAAGGCAGUCGGGGAUGAAUUGGAAACUGGAAGAAUCUCUCAUUUCGUCAAACAAUUGUUGUUUGCUCGUCAGAACGGAGGUGGUUGUGGAUGCGGACAUGCCUCUGUUGUCUCUGAAUCUGCGAUGGACGUCGCCGUUGUUCCAGAAGUCGAGAAAGAACAAGUCGCUGAUGGAAUUAUUCCAGAGCCAGCUGUCGAAAUGACCGACGCUUAA